UGCAGCCUAUAUGAUCUUGAAUAUCAUCUCAUUACAUCAUUCAAACAGUAACGUUCCCAAAAACAUCAUAACAAAAAUGGUAGGCAAAGGAAUUGAGCCUCAUGUGAUAUUUGUACCAUACCCAAGCCAAGGUCACAUUAACCCACUCCUCCAAUUUGCAAAGCGUUUAGCCUCAAAAGGUGUCAAAGCAACUAUAGCCACAACUAAAUACACUGUAAACUCCAUUCAUUCACCUAACAUCUCAGUUGAACCAAUUUCUGAUGGAUUUGAUGAAGGCGGUUUCUCUCAAGCCCAAAAAGCCGAUAUACUUCUCAAAUCUUUUGAAGAAAAUGGCUCGAGGACUCUAUCACAACUCAUUACAAAUUACAAAAAUUCGACACAUUCUGUAAGUUGCAUUGUUUAUGAUUCGUUCUUGCCAUGGGCUUUUGAUGUGGCUAAAAAACAUGGGAUUUAUGGGGCUGCAUUUUUUACGAAUUCGGCUACGGUUUGUGCCGUGUUUGCUCAUAUUCACCAGAGCACAUUUUCAUUGCCAGUGAAAAUUGAAGAAAAUGAACCAUUGUUAUUGCCUGGUUUGCCUUGUUUGUAUCCUCUUGAUGUUCCUGGAUUUAUUAUGCCUCAAAGAUAUCCUGCUUAUUUAGCCAUGAAAAUGAGCCAAUUCUCCAAUGUGGAAAAAGCUGAUUGGAUUUUUGAUAAUUCCUUUCAAGAACUAGAGGGAAAGAUAGCAAGAGGCGUAUCAAAGUUUUGGCCAGCAAAGUUAAUUGAACCAAUGGUGCCAUCAUCAUAUUUGGAUGGAAGAAUAGAAGGUGAUAAAGGGUAUGGAGAAAGUCUAUGGAAACCCCUUAGUGAAAAAUGCGUGAAUUGGCUAAAAACAAAGGCAAAUCAAUCAGUAAUCUAUAUUUCAUUUGGAAGCAUGGUAUCACUCGCACCAAAACAAAUGGAAGAAAUAGCAUAUGCUUUAAUAGCUAGCAACAUGAAUUUCCUUUGGGUUGUAAGAGAUGCUGAAAAAUGCAAAUUGCCUAAAGGAUUCAUAAAAUGCUCAAAAGGGAAAGGACUCAUUGUGUCAUGGUGCAAUCAGCUCGAAACGCUAGCGAAUCAAGCCAUUGGUUGCUUCGUCACUCAUUGCGGUUGGAAUUCGACUCUUGAAGGACUAAGCCUUGGCAUGCCAAUGGUGGCAGUGCCUCAAUGGUCUGAUCAAAUGACGGAUGCUAAAUUUAUAGAUGAGAUAUGGAAAAUUGGUGUGAGGCCAAAUUUGGAUGAGUUGUUAGGGAUUGUGGAAGAGGUGCUAUUAUUUUGUUUAAAUGAGGUAAUGAAUGGGGAGAUGAGUUACGAGUUUCGGGAAAAUGCUAGAAAAUGAAGAGAUUUGGCUAAGAAAUCAGUUAGUGAAGGAGGUAGCUCUGACAAGACCAUUAAUGAGUUUGUUUACAGUCUAAAUUUAGCCUGCUAGAUGAGGUAGAAGAAUUUACAAUUUCACUAUCUCUACAAGACAGGGGUAAGAUCUGUGUACGCUCUAUCCCUUUUUAGAUCCCCUCAUCUCCCUUGUGGUAUUACACUGGAUAUGUUGUUGUAGAUGAAGUAGAAGUUCUUGAUUGCCUUCUAAUCAUAUGGAGUCUAUUGUAUUGUAUUAUUUCAUGGCUUAUUAGCUAAAUUGAUUGUAACGAAGUUAAAUUAUAUUAAGCAUGAAAGUUUUCGUUUUUUCAUCUGUUAACACUGCCCAUGAAGAGAGACAUAAAAAGACAGAAAGAAAUCACUUGGCAUCUUUACUACUCAAUUUUUCUGAAUUUUUCUAUAUAUCAUCUUUUUAAAAGUAUAUUUUAGAUUGUCACACAGUAAGUUCGAAUCUCAAUAUGUUAUAAAUUUGAUCCUGAUUAAUUGUCAAAUCUAGGACCUCUCACAAAUAUGGUUAGGAGUUAGGACGGAACAAGUAGAUAGAACCCCUUUUUUAUAAGUUCGUACGUUUCCCGUUGUGGCGACACGGGGGCAAAAUAAGGCUAGACUGGGGCAAAAUAAGGCUAGAGGGAUGGUUUUUUCUCGCUUUUGGCAUAGCAGGUCCCGGUGGGAGGCUCGCACGAUGGGCUAUUAGCUCAGUGGUAGAGCGAGUUAACUUUCUUUUGACGAGCUUCUAUCCCGUGUAAACAAAAUCCACUAACAACUACGCCUCAAAUCUAAAACAAAAAUUGUUUGUAUGAUCUUUCUACACUACUGUCUUUUAUCUUCUUUUUUCCCAGACAGUUUGUUGCUACGUGA
Molecule: messenger RNA, 2244 nt
Organism: Capsicum annuum
Lineage: Eukaryota; Viridiplantae; Streptophyta; Magnoliopsida; Solanales; Solanaceae
Product: UDP-glycosyltransferase 74B1
Molecular function (GO): UDP-glycosyltransferase activity
Source: RefSeq, a predicted model, not a curated record